This is a messenger RNA of Podarcis lilfordi (Lilford's wall lizard), 9025 nucleotides long. Lineage: Eukaryota; Metazoa; Chordata; Lepidosauria; Squamata; Lacertidae. The record is from the annotation of a GenBank genome assembly.
AUGGCUAAGAGAGUAGCAGAAAAGGAACUGACUGACAGGAACUGGGAUCAAGAAGAAGAAACUGAAGAGGUAAGGAAGGUCAGAUGCUUUUAUUAGAAAUAAAAUUGAAAUAGUUGCUAGAAUCAAUAGGAAGAUCAUGGAAAACUAAAUGAUUGCAUUUUAUUACUAUGUUGGCACUGUAUCGCAAGCUAAAAAUAAAAAGAACAGAUUAUGCCAGGUAAGCGGGAUUCUCCCUUGUAACUUUCAUAGAUCUAUGGGCAACAAUUAAUUGCAAUCACAUUCAUGUAGCUAGUAUAGGGGCUGGCUCAUUCACAAGGCAAGUGAUCCAUAGGCUGCAAUGGCUGCAGCACACCUCAUGGAGGCUGGAUCUGCUGCCUUCUUGGCAGCUCCCCCACCCCCACCCUGCAGUGCUAUCUCUACAGCAAAAUCUCAGCAGAUAGGAGGCACUGCUUUUCUCCUCUCACCCCUAGGGAGGAAAUGGCAGGAGCUGCCUUCUGGGGUCAUCAUCUCCCCCUUUACAUCCUUUGAUUCCAACUUCAGCUCUCAAGCAAGGUUGAUUUGAUUCCUCUCCUGGUUCCCAGUCUCUCUUGUUCCUGAUGUAGAUCUGCAUUCACUCCUUCUUCCCUGGUGGGGAGGGGUACCAUUUCACGGUUUGCCUCAGGUGCCAAAAUGUAUUGGGCAGGCCCUGGAUGGUUUUGUCAGUUAUAUGCAACGGAUGUGUUUUGCCUAAGAGUUGCAGUGUCAAGAUUACAUUUUGUGUAGUGAAAAUCAAGGCUGUUAUUCUAGUCCUUUGUCAAAUGAGUGCAACAGAAAAAAGCUUAGAGGUCCUGGGGUGUUUGUGGUGCUAGGCUUUUCAGUAAUGGCCCAUCUCAGAGCAUCAUUAAACCUUUUCACAUCUUUGCAAAUGGAAUGCACUUCCUGAAAUUCAAAAUGCCAAUAACCAAAGCUGUUUCUAGUCUUCCUUAGCAGCUACUACCUACAUUUCCAUAAAUCUGUUUUAUUGGAUUAGAAAACUUGCAAUCAUCUCAAAGGCCAUAAGUGAAACCUAAUGCCAUUAAAAUUAGUUCAGAUUUUUUCCUUUGACCUUAACUGUACAUGAGUUGUGUCAUAUGUUGUAUCAGCAACCUAAUAACUUCAUGAAUGUAUUCAAUUUUGGCUUCUUGUUUCCAGUGCUCCAGGAAUGGAGUUUCUCCCAACACUGUGUGAGAGAGACAGAUGGAGAUAAUCAGAUAAUGAUGGGGGAAUUUCAUUAUCUGUUUUCCUCUUUGGUUGGAAGAGGGACCAAGCUCUCACCCGCAGUUUGCCUGGCGGUCUGGCACUUGCUUCCCCAUGGAAUGCAAGGGCAGGCAAAGGCACUGGGUGCAUGGAGUACUCUGGCUGCCACAAACCCACCCCCCCCAUCCCGUUCCUGGUUAUCCUGUUAAUUGGGAUUUAGUUGGAGCAAACUACAGGCCAGAGACGAUGAGAUAAGAAACUGAAAACAACCCAGCUACAAAGAUGUAAAAGGUUUGGACUGAGAGCGGAUUUCUGAGAGCAAAGGGCCUUCUCGGUAGUAGUGCCUGCCCUGUGGAACUCUCUCCCAGCAGAUGUCAAGGCAAUAAACAACUAUUUUACUUUUAAAAGACAACUGAAGGCGGCCCUGUUUAGGGAAGUUUUUAAUGUCUGAUGCUGUAUUGUUUUUAAUAUUCGGUUGGAAGCUGCCCAGAGUGGCUGGGGAAACCCAGCCAGAUGGGCAGGGUAUAAAUAAUAAUAUAUUAUUAUUAUUAUUAUUAUUAUUACUACUACUACUACUACUACUACUAUUAUUAUUAUACCCUAAAUCAGUUAGGAUCCAAUUUGGCAUGUUCUGACAUAUUUAAUGUGUUGAUUUUACUUAGUUUUACUUAUUUCACAAGUUUUCCUAAUAUCCCAUAGUAGUUGCAAUGAAAAAUUUGAUUAGGAAAAAAAGGCAUUGAAGCACACAAUAUAUUUUAAAUGCUAUAUUCAAGCAGAAACCUGUUAAGUAUAUUGACAUAAUUUUUUAUGUUAUAAAGGUGGAAAUUAUUUGACUUGCUAUUGACGCAAAUUUGGGAAUGUUUCUUGAUAAAGCAGGGCUUACAGAGUCUAAAUAUUUUUGUAGCAGUCAAGUGAUAAGCCCUUUAUCGACAAAAGAUUCACAAGUAGUUUUUGUAAAAUGCUAUUAUUAAAGCUGAAUAUACAAUGUCUAUUUGCUUAUUAUAAAAUGUUGAGCCUUAUAGUGUUAAAAGUGAAUGUGUAUUUUGAAAUUAGAGUUUUGUAAUAGAAGGGAAUCAAGAAGCAAUUUUCUGUGUGCAAGUGGAACCUUGUUUGUUCUAAGAAUAUAAUAUUCCUUGCAGGUGGGAACGUUCUCAGUGGCCAGUGAAGAGGUUUUAAAGAACAGAGCAAUUAAGAAGGCAAAGCGUAGAAUUGUGGGGUUUGAGGUACAUAAAUGCACUAAUUUUAUAAUAAUGUCUGAUUCUUGGUCCAACCAUUUGUAUUGCCAAAAAUGCACAGGUAAUUGCUUCUUAUGUGGAAAGUACUGUAAAUAAUGAUGCACAAAUUCAGCCAAGUAUUGAAAUGGCUGAAGGUUGUUUUGACGAAAUAUAACAUUUCCUGUUUGAAGUGAACUGCACCUAGGAAAUUCAUAUUGUGUGAAAUGUCCCCAAAGGAGAGCAGAAUGUUGAAAACAGUUGGAGGAAGACAAGAGUGAUAGAAUACUUCCCAUAUUUAUUUCACCACUCUUUCUAGGAGCCAGACAGUUGCAGUUGGAGUUGCAGAUGUUUUCAGUUUUCAGUUUGUCUGUUAAAAGCGAUUUUAUUACUGGUGAAUUCCAUACUGAUUGCAUUCACAUGACACAGCAAGCCAAACUGUGACUUACCAGGAUCUCACAAAUGUACAGGCUCACAGAAAGAAGCCUGCAGCCACGUUGUUCCUCCAUGGUCUUUUUACUGCCACACUGAGCUAAGCCGAAGUUUGGCUUAGUUUGUCAUGUGAACCAGGACUCAUGAUUAAGGUCUCACCUUGCAUGCGAAGCCAAGCCUUUGUUUGUUAAUGUGUGUGUUACUGUUGAUUGCUCUCAAUAUUGAAGGGUGGGGGUAGCCCUUCAGUGAUUACUCUGAGCGCUCAGGUUUUGUCCACAUGGGUUGGGUUUUCUUUAAUCAGAAGAUACCAUUUGUCUUGUGAUAGUGAAUCUAAUUUCACAAUGGCUCAACAUAUAUUGGCUGGUCCACACAUACAUGUACACUUCAUUGGUACCCAUGGGUUAAAGGCAAGUCAAAUGUCUGAACUGUCUUCAUGGAAAAGAUUCUUAAUGUUUGGUGAUAAGAACAUUCCAUACUUAGUUUCCAGUGAUGUUUGGAAUGAUACAUUUCAUCAUUUGAUGAAUAUGUGUGUGAGAAUCAGACAGGGACCAAAUAUAAUAUGUCCUGUAGAAUAUUUACCUUGAAUAAGGGAAGCAAAGAUUUUGUAUGGGUGGACAUUAACAUAAUCAUACUGAUGGGACUUUGUGGGGAUACAGCUGAAAAGUGAGAUAACUGUUUUACAUCUCUUUCAGGCUGAGAGUGGUGGAGCUUUUAAAGGUUUUAAAGGUUUUGUUUUGCCGUCUGGAGGUGGAGGAUUUUCUGGCUUUGGCAAUGGCACCGGAACAAAGCCUUUAGGGGGGCUAUCCAAUGGCGGCGGCAGCAUUGCAAAUAGCUCAUCGUUCACCAAUUUAAAGACUGCUGCUGAAACAACUACUACAUUUAGUAAGUUCACCAGUAAAAUUUUCUCAUCAGACGAUACUUGUAAAAAUGCUUUUAAUGAUAUUAAGGGAGCUGAAAGGUUUGUGUAAGUAUGUGUCACAUCCAGCCCUCAUAUCAACAAGCAUAUAGAUGGAGGUGAUCAUCCACUUGGCAUUGUGUGCUUCAAAAAGCUGUUGGGCAAAAAAAAAUAUCACAUAUCCAUGCAUGGUUAAAUAUGAGCCAAACAUUCUGGUUGUUCAGUAUAUAAAUCACUUACAUAAGCUGAUUAUUUACCUAUUGUUCAUUUAUCACAUCUUUAAAGUUGCACUAUUUUCCCCCACAUUCCCCCCUCAAGAGAUCUGCACAUAUAUGAACAUACCAAUUACUACAUAUUUUUGUUUCUGUCCCCAAGGCUAUUUAGGUUGUGUUAGAAAGUAGUUAAGUGUUCAUAGGCAUCUAUAUCUGGAUAUAUUGUAUAUAUUUUAUUAUACACACAUAUACUCAUAUUUUACCAUUAUUAAGUUAAAUUAUAAUAUAUUAUUGUAAUAGCACGUUAUCGUAUGGAGCACAUAUAUUUUUCUUGUUAUAUGUUGCCUAGGAGCACGUAAGGAUUUAUAGUGUCAUUCAUUUUUUCAUUUCAGUAAGUUAUGAAGAGGGCUGGUCUGUCCUACCCUGAAUACAUUGCUCAUUUAGACCAUUUGUGCAGUGUCCAAGUUCCUUAUGAGACAGUCUUCCACCUUUGGUAUCUCUUGACUUUUUCCAUGCUUGCUCUGCUAUCAUAGUGCUGCAAUAAAUGAAUGAUAAUUUCUUCGUCUUCUUGAACAACUACUUCCUUCACACAUAAAAUUGAUACAUUUAUAUCAAAUGACCCAUUAAAGUUCUAAGUUGGGCAAAAUAUUUUAAUUUCACCUAUUUGCUCUUGGAGCUUGAACUGACUCUGGCUGGUUGGCAAUGAGACCUUGGGGUCAUAGUGGAUACAUUAACAAAUAUAUUGACCCCAAUAUCAUGAUGGAACAGAGCUCUGGUUCCCAGUCUCACGAUGGUACAGCUAUCCAGAUAGAUAGAUAGAUAUAGAUAUAUUUAAAAAAUUGGCAUUACCGGGAACAAAUCAGUAGAACAAAUUCAGUAAAUAGAUUGGGGGGGAAUGCAUUCUAGAAAUGGGUUCAGGUUAGGUUUAUGUAUGCAUACAACAUUGUAAAGAAAGUUCAUAAAAUGCUCUUCUUUCUAAUAGGUUCUGUGGUGUCCAGUGGUUCAGUGAAUAAUACUGUAACUGAGAAAAAGCCUGUAAGUGUGGAAGCAAAUGGUGAGAGCCAGCAGCCCUUGUCCUCUGGAUUCACUGAGAACAAAGCAUGCAGCCCUGAUGCUUAUCAUAAACAGUUAGCCGCUCUAAAUUGUUCGGUGCGUGACUGGAUAGUAAAACAUGUAAAUGCCAAUCCACUCUGUGACCUGUCGCCGAUUUUCCGAGACUAUGAGAAAUAUUUAGCUGAGAUAGAGCAACGCGGAAUGAGUAGUGACAGCGGUUCUGAAAGUGACAGUAACAAGACAGUUGGAACUCAGCCUGGGUCUGCAUUUGGGAGUCCAAAUCUUCAGCAGAGUUCAACGUUUUUCUUCAAUAGCAACAAAUCUGAGAAUGCACCAGGAAAGAAAACAGAAAUGGAAAAGAAAACGGAACCAAAACUAGGGUCUAUGUCAACUGUCUCCUUUACUUUUAGCAAGAGCGUAGACAACUCUGGUCUGAAUUCUGGUGCAUUACCUAGUUUCUCAUUCUCUCCUGGAAGUGCAAGUUUAUUUGGAAAAGAUACAAGCCAAGGCAAGGUUGUUUCUUCAUUUUCCAGCAAAGCACUAGAUAUUCAGACAGAAAGUGGUGGCAAUGAAGAUAAAGGUAAACAUUUAUUGUUUUAGAAGUUGAGAAAUGGGAUUCAGUCCCAUGUUUCAUUGAAAUCUGGUGAGCUUCCUGCUGAUAUGCAGAAUUGGACCCCCUAGAAAUCUGUUUCUCAUGCCAGAGGACUCUAGGAAAGGGUGUCACUGAGGAUUACAAAUAAUAGCUGGCUGCCCAGGCCAGCUAAAACUUAUGGACCCCUGCAGGAAUGCCUUUUAGUAUUGGGUGACUUUGAACAGAAUUUGGUGCUUUACUAGCAAUCUGCGCUGCUUUUCUCUACUUUGAAACUUCCAUAACAAAUGUUUGUAGGUGAAAUUAUUGAAAGCCCUGCUUUGGUUCCCCUUCCAUUUAAAUAACCUUAACUAUAGAUUGGGUUAAGUAGGGGUUGGGGGAUAGGAAAAGGGUAAGAGCACCUCCACUGCCCUGUCACAUGAUGAUGAUGGUAAUUUUAAUUAAAAAAAUAAAUAAUUGAUAAUAAUAAUAAUUUAUACCCUGCCCAUCUGGCUGGAUUUCCCCAGCCACACUGCGGCUUCCAACAAAAUAUUAAAAAUACAAUAAAAAAAUCAGACAUUAAAAACUUCCAUAAACAGGGCUGCCUUCAGAUGUCUUCUAAAAGUCAGAUAGUUGGUGUGUUAUUUAUUACAAAGAAUCUCUCUCUCUCUCUUUCUAUAUAUAUAUAUAAACCUUUUUGUUAUUUACUUUAUGGCAAUUAGGAAAAAAUAAAAUAAGCUUUUAAAGUUACAGUUCAAGUAGAUAAUUUUAAUCAAGAGUGUUCUUUAAGAAAUGUAGAAAGCUUAUAAGCCAUAUUUUAAUGUUCAAGGCUUAUAAAUGUAAGUGUUGAAGUAGAAGGGAAAUGCAGCAGUAUUAGUGCUAAUCAGCACAGCUUAAAAUAUAUUCUAAUAUCCAGGGGUCGGCAAGGAAGGUUUACCUCCCCUGGGCCAGUUCACUCCAGCGGAGAUCCCUCCGUGGGCCAGAUUGCGUGAGCAUGUGCGCCCACAAUUUCCGGCGUCUGCGCAUGCACAGACGCGAUUUCCGGCGCCGCGGAAGCAAGUCCCUGCACCGGUUUAGUGCAGCACGCAGGGACUCGCUGAGCAGGUGGCUCGGUUCAGGGGCAGCUCGUGGGCCGGUUAAAUGACCCUGUGGGCCGCUUGUGGCCGAUGGGCCUUAGGUUGCUGACCCCUGCUAAUAUCUGUAACUUCUUUCUCUCUAGCACAUUGUUUGAAGAUUUUUUAGAAAUAUAUUUUAUACUGAUGACCCUACCUUUUUAGACAUACUGUGAUCUUGCUCACAUGCAACCAGAAGCUGAGCCAUGGUUUGGCUUAGUGUUAUGGCCGAACCUUGAGCUCAUGGUUUGUUUUCCCCAAACAAGCAAUGGUGAGUGGUAAGCCACAAACAGACCUUGGUUUCAGGUCACAGCUGUCUGGGGCAAGGCCAGCCAUGAGCCCAGGUUUGGAUGCAACGCCAAGCCAUGGUUUAGCUGCUGUUUGUGGAGCAACGGAGGAAAAGUAAAGCACUUGUGAGUUGCUCCUUGUCAAGCCAUAGUUUGGCUUUAUGCCAUGUGAACCAGGUAGCUGUAUCUGAUAUCUAAUAUCCCCAUGUAUUUUUAAAACAUCAAAAGAUUUUUAUGUACUGCAGUGUCUUUUCUUGUAUAUACGUAACACUUACCUGAAAUUAUUCUUCCUACAGGGGGUGAUGAAGAAGAUGAGGAGCCACCAAAGGCAGUAGUGAAUGAAAUAAAGGAAGAUGAUGCCUUCUACUCAAAGAAGUGAGUUGUAUUCUUUGAUACUAUUACCACGAUCAUGCUCUUACUGUAGAGAGUUCAGUAUGCUUUCCCCCCUAAUUUUGUAUGUGUGAGUAAAAGUCUUUAGCAGUUUAUAGUGCAUUACAACUACAAACUAAACGAAAUUUCUUUUGCCGAAGCUAUUUUGUAUCUCUUUAUAUACUGGAGUUCAAACUUUGAUAAUUCCAGGGAGUACAAGUUACAGGUUGCCUCUGUUUUGGCACAGAGUGACUCAAAGAACUGCUUAGUGUUUGUCUCACCCAAAGACCUGCAGUCUUUUUGUCAGGAGCUCAUUUUAAAACACUCUAAAGUUUAAAGGCAGUUUUAUGUGUUUAAAGGCAGUUUUAUGUGCAGCUGGGGGGCUGCUGUUUCUCAGAGUAAAUCUGAGGCCCCCUUGAGCUCAUGGUUCUUUAAAUCUUGGCCAUUAUUUUUGGUAUACUCUGGAAGAUUCUAACAAAUAGUUUUAUCAUGUUGCAAAGACUUAUUUUCUGGAAGGACUAUUUAUAUGACUAUUAGUCUGGCUAGUUCCAGCCUGAGUUUAAAUGUAUUAUUUGUUUGCAUGCUGGUGUUUGCCACAUACAAGCUAUUUGGAGGCUUUUAUUCACCUUUCACAUUCAUGCACAUUCUGUAAAAUGAAUCUUGUCUAUGUUUCCUUUUUUCAGGUGCAAAGUUUUUUACAAGAAAGAUAAUGAAUUUAAAGAAAAAGGUAUAGGAACGCUACACUUAAAACAUGCAGGAAAUCAGAAGAUUCAGCUAUUAGUACGGGCAGAUACCAACUUAGGUACGUUAUUAUUAUUAUUAGUUCAGUAAACUUCCAAGCCACUGCUAAGUCAAAGGCUUCUGGCUUCUUUCAAAUAAUUAAGAUAUUUAUGAUGGUCCUUUUUUGCUCUCAUGCCUACAACUGUGUAGAAUUUUACACAUAAGUAAACAACAGGCACAUCUAGCAGUGGCUGUGAUUUGUGUCCCAAGUUGGAUGUGUGCAGUUGCUAGCACAUAGUUGGAUGACUUCACAAAUUAUUUGUGUUUGGAAUCUUGAUGCAAACCAGCACUGACAGCCAUUAUUGCAAGUUUGGCUUAUCAACCAUGUAGUGUUUGGCCACUGGAUCUCAGGAAUUUGUUUUUCUUUUUUAAUUGCUAAGUAUUAACACAAUGAGAUCUUGCCCAUUUUUAGGAAUAGUAGCUAAUGUGGUGAGGAAAUGAGUUGAGGAAAUAAUGGAGGCUUGUAAGUCAGUAACAGAGCACAAGCUUUUUCCAGAUAAAAACAUCUCUUGUAGCAAGGAGCUGUGGCUGAGACCUUGAGAGAACCACUGCCAGGUGGAACAGCCUGUGGUUGGCUAGGUGGAUCAGUAACACCUGAUUUUCUCAUACCUCAGGUCACCAUACUACUACCUAGACAUUCAUAUUUUGUAUUUAUUUUGCUCUUUUCCCAACUUCCACUCUGUUGCAGGCAACAUAUUGCUGAACAUUUUGGUGCCUCCUAAGAUGCCAUGCUCCAGAACAGGGAAGAACAACGUGCUCAUUGUCUGUGUUCCAAAUCCACCCAUUGAUGAGAAGAAUGCUACCGUCCCUGUUCCUAUAUUGAUAAGAGUGAAAACAAGUCAGGAUGCAGAUGAGUUGCACAAAAUUUUACUGGAGAAGAAGGAGGUCUAA